This is a messenger RNA of Mytilus californianus (California mussel), 5756 nucleotides long. RefSeq lists its product as uncharacterized. Gene Ontology annotation, molecular function: L-serine O-acetyltransferase activity; homoserine O-acetyltransferase activity. Lineage: Eukaryota; Metazoa; Mollusca; Bivalvia; Mytilida; Mytilidae. The transcript has 12 exons. The coding region runs from base 128 to 1603 and encodes 491 amino acids. The record is from RefSeq and is a predicted model, not a curated record. Gene Ontology annotation, biological process: L-homoserine metabolic process.
AAAUAGGACAUCGCGUACUGGAAUCUCAGCUGUUUAAGUACGAAUAUUGAUAUUAUUAUUUAAAGUGCUGUUUAAUGAUCUGAAAUCAUUGCAUUUGAUCUGAAAGCAUUUUUGGAAAGGAAGAAAGAUGUUGUCAACGUUGAGAAUUCUGCCACGUAUGCUUGGCACCGCGACGGAAAAUCUGAUAAAACCAGCAAAUGGUCUUCAGCUACAGAAACUUCGAAGUAGAUGUUCAAACAGACAUUUUCACAAAUGUAGAACUUUAUCACAGAGAACAAAUGUGUUGCCAGAAAUUGAGGACUUCCCACAGAUAGAUGUUCCAGAGUACAAAGAAGAAGCCGAAGAAGCAACGAUUUUUCGAGGGAUGGAAACAGAUUUUCCAUGUUUAACAAGAAAUAAACUCAACGGGCCAGAACCAGAGUAUAACAAGGUUGUAUCUGGAUACAAGACUUUUACAUCACAGAUACCCUUCCCACUGAAGUAUAACCAUGCAGUGCUUCCAAAUAUCACGAUAGCUUACGAAACAUGGGGAGAACUGAAUGAGAAUAAAGACAAUGUUGUACUGAUUCAUGCUGGUUUGUCUGCAAGUUCACAUGCAAAAAGCCAUGAGGAGAAUAUGUCACCAGGCUGGUGGGAGAAGUUUGUAGGAUCUGGUUGCGCUCUUGAUACAAAUAAAUUCUUCAUUAUUUGUACUAACAGUUUAGGUAGCUGUUAUGGUUCGACAGGACCAUCAUCAAUAAACCCAGUAACAAAUGAGAAAUAUGCAACAACUUUCCCAGUAAUAAGUGUUGAAGAUAUGGUCAGAGCACAAUUUCUUUUGCUGGAUAACUUAGGUAUUGAAAAGUUACACAGUAGUGUUGGUUCAUCAUUAGGUGGGAUGUGCUCAUUACAGGCUGCAGUUAUGUACCCUGAAAGGGUAGGCAGAUUAAUCUCAAUAUCAUCAUGUGCUCAUUCCCAUCCGUCCUCCAUUGCUAUGAGAUAUCUACAGAGGAAAGCUAUUAUGUCCGACCCUAACUGGAACAAAGGUCACUACUAUGGUGCAAAAUAUCCUAAAAUGGGGAUGAAGCUUGCAAGAGAAAUUGCUACGAUAACAUACAGAAGUGGACCAGAAUGGGACCGAAGAUUUAAUCGUGACAGAAUUGAUAAUACAUGUCCACCAACCCUCUGUCCAACAUUUUCUAUAGAGAGUUAUUUAGAACACCAAGGAGAAAGCUUCGCUACGAAAUACGACCCCAAUUCUUUACUUUAUAUAUCAAAAGCAAUGGAUUUAUUUAACAUAGGAGAGAGUUACGAAUCCCUUCAUGCAGGUUUAUCUCGUGUGAAUUGUCCUGUAAUGGUUAUUGGUGUACAAACAGAUAUUUUAUUUCCUAUUCCGCAGCAACGAGAACUGGCAACAGCUCUACAGGAAAGUGGUAACCCAACAGUGACAUUUUAUGAACUGAAUUCUCUGUAUGGACAUGACACAUUUCUACUGGAUCUGAAUGGUGUUGGAGCAGCUGUUAAGGGCUUUCUUGAGACAGAUUUAAGAGAAUCAGGAAUCGAAGUGCCUAAAUCUCAACAUGCCUCAACAUUUACAAACAAAAAGGACAGAGUUUUUUUCUAAGGAGGGUGCUGACAGAUUUACAUGUAAAAGGACAGCAUUUAUACUAAACCAACCAACAGUAUACUGAUUUGCAAAAGAAAAAGGAUCAAAAUUGUUUUUUACUCAUUGGAUUUUUUCUGGUUUAUGAUAAAAACCUGUGUUGCUCAUUUAUAAUAAAACCUGUCAUGAUACAAAAACCCAAAGACAAUGACAUAUUUCAAUGUUUAAGGGAGCUACCAUUUGAUUUGUAUGGGGGGGCUAGGAUGAAAUUUGAAAAAAAUAGGCAGGACAGGAGUUUUGAGUAAAAAAAAGACAGGAUGAGAUUAUUUGCAAAAAAAAAAGGCAGGAUGACAAUUUAUGUAAAAAAAAAGUCAGGAUAAACUAAAAAAAAAAGGCAGGACCGAAUAGAGUGAAAAAUAAAAAGGCAGGACCGAGUAGAGUGAAAAAUAAAUAGGCAGGACAAAAUUUUUUAUCCUAGCCCCCCCCCAUAAAAAUCAAAUGGUAGCUCCCUAACAAUAAAUUUACAUAUGAGCAGUAUGAGAUUUAAUUUUUAGUAUUAUUUUGUUUAAAGAAAGAUGUAGUGAUACUAAAUGGAAGUAAUAUUUGUAUAGGCCUUAUAGUUUAACCAAAGAAUGUCAUAGUAAUUUCCAACCCUCAAAAUCAUCUGCACACAUAUCUUAUUUUAUUGAUUUGAUAUCAUAAUUGGAUUGAGGGGUUUUCUCAUACAUAUAACAUUUUUUAAAAGGUAUCUUAAUAUUUGAUUUUCUUUAGAAUUAUUAUAUUCAUAUGCUUCUUUGCAAUGAACAAUUGAUAUCAGCUUUUAAUGCAAUUAUUUUUGUUCAUUAUUUAGUUGCAAUUCAAAUGUAUUUCUCAUUUUAUAUUUAUGGCAAUCUUUGUUUUUCAUUCAGUCAUUGAUGUCAGAAUUAAACUUUUUAAAAUGCCUUUUACAUGAGGAAACCUCAUCUCCACUUCUUGGAAACUUUAAUUUUGCAAGGCAGCAAAUGAAUAGACUUGAUUAAUUAAAAUUUAUCAAUGAAUAAACUAUGUGAAAUUAAAAUAUUCUUCUAGAGAUUUUUGGAUUAUUCCCCUUUGAUUAAAAAAACAAAUUGAAAUUAAUUUUUUUUUUUGCUGUUUAAUGGAUAAUUAUUCUAUUUACAUUUAAUGCAACUUUAUAUUAUCUGCAAAGCAAAAUGUCACAUACCCUAUCCUUUGCAAAAACUGCUGUGAUGUAGAUCAUAGCUCCAAGAGGCAUGAUAUUGUUUUAUUUAAAUAGGCAGUUUAAGUACUUUUUAACUUGUAUACUUUGAUAAAUUAAAUGAUAUUGUCGUUUUUGUUUUUUUUUGUUUAUGGUUGUGUUUUUUUGUAAUUCAUUAUUUUGCUAAGUUAAAUUUAAGGCAUUAUUGGAGUAUAAACUAAAAAUGAUAGAACUUUUUCAUGCUUUGCAAAAAUGAAGUAUAUAUUGUGAUAUGUUCAAAAAUAUUAUAAGAAUGAUGGGUCACCAAGCUUUUUUUUAAGCUACAGGUUGUGAAAAAAUGAAACUUUUUGUAUGGAUCAUCCAAAGAAAAAGUAUUAUUAACAGAAGGUAAACUAAAUGAUAGAAUUUUUAAAUAAUAUUUGAGAAUAUAGCUUUUGUAAAAUGCUUUCAGAUUAUAUUUUUUAACUCAUUAGCAAUAAAUUUGUACACAUACAAAAGGUGCGUUUGACAGAAAAAUAAAAGGUUUCAGUAUAGUAAGUAUGAAAUGAAAGAUGAUUGUAUGUUAAUUAUCAUGUGAUCACUACACAUAAGACAAUUUUUGUUAUUCUUCAUGUGUUGAGUAGGUUUAGUGAGCUGUUAUGUAUAAAACUUGGUCCAAACUUUAUUCUGCUUUGAAUUAAAUAUUUAAACAUCAUUGUUAUUACAUGAAGUGAGAUUAUAGUGCAAUUUUAUCUAGAAUAUUGAAACUCAUAGAUUGGUUUUCUUUUUUAUCAAAACCUUAUAGUAUGAUCAAAAACUAUAUAAGAAUUCAUGACAAAUAUUAAAGUGCAAUAGACACUUAUUGAUAAGUGUUUUGAUUGAAAGAGAAGCAAUAAAGAGGUGAUGCAAUAUGUAGUACACUUGAUGUUAUGUGUACUAUGGGAUUAUUGACUGAAAGUUUAUUGGCAUUUUAUAUUUCUCUGGUUGAUGACAUUCAAUUUGAUAUUUCCUAUGUAGGUUAUUUUUAGUAUAAAUCAGGAGUAUAUUCAAUUUCUUUGAAGAAAAACAAUAACAUACAAGCAUUUGAAAUGUUUUAAAGGUGUUUAUAGUUGUAUAGUGUAGAGACAUUUGUUUUUUUUUUUCUUAAUUUUUCCAAUGAAAUUUGCACUUGAUUUUUUCAAGAAAGAGAUAUAUGCUCAUGUACGAAUUUAAAAAAUUGCUUCAUUUUUUUCUCUAGCUGCUCUCCUUGUUAAGUUGUUAGUUUUACAAAACCAUAUCAAAUAACAUUCCCCUGUAUUAAAUCUAUUUUGCUUUUUAGAUCUUUUUAAACCAAUUAUUUUCUGCUUUUAAAGCUUUUGCAUUAUGCAUAAUGUAUGAUCAGAUGAUUCAGCUCAAGAUCCUUGAAAACUAUUUAACAACAAAAUUAUAUAUAAUUUUCUUGUGAAAAGAAUAUUUUCUAGUACAUGCUAAGUAUGUUUGUAAACUUCUUGUGCUGAUCAAGUUAUGCAAUGCUUGUUUUUAUUAUUGUUUAUCCAAAGUGUUAGGGCGUUAAGCCAGGUAAUAAUGUAAUAAAGUACCUGACUGCAAUUAUAUGAUAUUUUUGUCUACUGACAUUAUAUGUAACUUCUUGGGAAAGGUUUAGUUUUUGGUGACUCAUUUUGUUGGUUUGAACAAAUUUGUUGUUUUUAAGAUAUGCUGUUAAGGUUUGGUGUAGAUAACUACUGACCAUGCUGUUAAGGUUUGGUGUAGAUAACUACUGACCAUGCUGUUAAGAUUUGGUGUAGAUAACUACUGACCAUGCUGUUAAGGUUUGGUGUAGAUAACUACUGACCAUGCUGUUAAGGUUUGGUGUAGAUAACUACUGACCAUGCUGUUAAGGUUUGGUGUAGAUAACUACUGACCAUGCUGUUAAGAUUUGGUGUAGAUAACUACUGACCAAUUAGAGACCAUAUACAUACUGUUUUAGAACAGACACUUAAAUUUGUUGACAAAUUUGGUGUAAUUGUUGAUUUUCCCUAUCUUUUUCAAAAUUAUAUAUAUCAAUAAUUUGCCGUAUUUAUUUGUUAUUUUUUUGUAUCUUCUCCACUAUGUGUUUUAUUUUUGUUGUCAUUUGAUUCAUGAUUUCAAGUAAGAAUGUAAAGCAAUAAAUGGUUUUUUUUUUAAUGUUGCAAAUGUGAUAUGUGUAUCACUGGAUAAAUGGAAUGAUUUACAUGUAUGUUAAAAUUAAAGUCAUAUGAAACUUCAAAUUUAAAAAAAAAGUUUAACAUGUUUUAUAUACUUGAAUACUAUAAAACAAGUGUUAGUUAACUUUCUUGUAAAAGAAGAUCCUUUAUAUUAUCAAAAUCUUCAUAAAUGUACUGCUAUUGAAUUAUUGUCUUCCUAUACACUAAUUCGCUGAUAUUUUUCCGCAUGCAGUGACCUUAACUAUGAAACCUCUUGUUAGAACUUCGGCCAUCGCUGAGGUUCACAGCGCAAGUGAGAGGGGGAAACCAUGAUUAAAAAAUGUAAACAAACAUGCACUGGAAGGUAAAUAGUAAUAACUGAUUCUUAAAGAACAAAUUUAAUACAACAAAUCAUUUAACAACUGUUAAGGAAAAGUUUAAUAAACAAAUGGGAACAUAUUGAAAGUAUAUUUUUUUUAUCUCAUGGCUAUAUCUGUUCACUUAUUUGUCACGAGCUCUACAUGCUCUGUGUUGAUUGUUUAUCAAUGUCACGAUCCGGAAAAACCUCGGCAACAAACUCGAAAAUUAAUUAGCUUGUGAUCAACAACCACUGAAUGAACUAUUAUUUGUCGAUAAUACAUUAUAGAUUUGUAAUAGACAAGAAAACAGUGCAUACAGGACUUAGUUUAGUAUAUAUGCAUGUAUUGGUUCAAUAAUUUUGAUAACAUUGAAAUUACAAGAAACUUGUUUCAUAUGAUUUUAAGUAGUGCUAUAAUUAUAAUUUAUUUCAUAUAAUUUACAUGAUUUAUAUUAUUCAAUAAAAAAUAAAUCAAUAUAA